Messenger RNA from Scaptodrosophila lebanonensis, 574 nucleotides. It is a transcript of the gene Vha13, whose product is annotated as V-type proton ATPase subunit G. The transcript is spliced from 3 exons. The record is from RefSeq and is a predicted model, not a curated record. NCBI's taxonomy places the organism in Eukaryota, Metazoa, Arthropoda, Insecta, Diptera, Drosophilidae. Gene Ontology annotation, biological process: proton transmembrane transport. The coding region runs from base 78 to 431 and encodes 117 amino acids. Gene Ontology annotation, cellular component: vacuolar proton-transporting V-type ATPase complex. Gene Ontology annotation, molecular function: proton-transporting ATPase activity, rotational mechanism.
UUCGCUUGUCUUGUGUAGAACGCGCAGCAAUUAAUUCCGCAACCAUUAAUCGCAGAAUUGCUGUUAAUUUAUAGAAAAUGGCCAGCCAAACGCAAGGUAUCCAGCAAUUGCUUGCUGCUGAGAAGAAGGCCGCCGAAAAGGUAGCUGAAGCCAGAAAACGCAAGGCAAGGAGAUUGAAGCAAGCCAAGGAUGAGGCCACUGAGGAGAUUGAGAAAUUCCGUCAGGAGCGCGAGCGAGCCUUCAAAGAAUUCGAAGCCAAGCAUAUGGGCUCCCGGGAAGGUGUUGCUGCAAAAAUCGAUGCCGAUACGCGUGUCAAACUGGACGAUAUGCAGCGUGCCAUACAGACGCGCAAGGAGCCCGUCAUUCAGGAGAUCCUGCAGUAUGUCUACAAUAUCUCGCCUGAGGUGCACAAGAACUACAACCGAAAGUAAUAAGCCCGCUUCUAUUGUAAAUUUGAUGUCCAAGUUCAGCUCUACAAAUCGUAUAAUAAUAGUGAAUGCUACAAUAUGUUAAACACUGCUGUAUUAUUAUUCCAUUAUAUUAAUUAAAAAAUUUGUUGUCGUUCCCAAAUUCA